Messenger RNA from Drosophila arizonae, 1315 nucleotides. RefSeq names its product collagenase. Gene Ontology annotation, biological process: proteolysis. The record is from RefSeq and is a predicted model, not a curated record. Gene Ontology annotation, molecular function: serine-type endopeptidase activity. Lineage: Eukaryota; Metazoa; Arthropoda; Insecta; Diptera; Drosophilidae.
UUCAAGGUAAACUCAAGCAUACUCUAAAAACUCUCUAUUCACAAUCUAGAAUCUGUAUUUUAUAAUACACAAAGAGCAAGUUUCUAUUGUAUAGAAACCCUUAUAGAAAAUGAGUUAAUUUUGUUGUUUUUGCCUUUAGCUAUUAAAGAGAUAGCACGUUAAUAAUUUGUUAGGUAAAACUUAGAUAAGCAGCAAUGCGCGUCGCAAAAGCUAUUAAGCGCAAGGCUAUAUAAAAUGCAAGUUCAACUCAAUUGCAUAGAAAAAAUAGUAUGAGUAAGUUACUCCAUCUAGUGGGCCUGCUGUUCAGUUCCUGUCUGGUUUUUGGUCAGGGACAUCCGCGUAUCACCAAUGGCAAACCGGCCUGGCAAAAGCUGUUGCCCUACCAAGUGUGGCUUGAAUGCACUUUCAAAGAGAGUGAAGAUCCAUUCUAUUGUGGCGGCACAAUCAUCUCCAAGCGCUGGAUUCUAACGGCUGCCCAUUGCCUGCAACUCACAGACCAUGAACUUGAAAAUGUGCUUGUUUUCGCGGGCAUCGUAAACACAACAGACGACGAUGAACCGGGCCGUGUGGAAAUACUGGUCGAUAAGCAGGACACCAUUGUGCAUGCAGAGUAUGAUGAGCACAUCGCAACCUAUGAUAUUGCACUAAUUCACUUACCAGAGGACUUAAAGCUAAGUGCAUACAUACAGCCAGCUAAGUUGCCCAAGAGGAAACCUCCCAACAAGUAUGAAGGCCGCAAAGCCCUUGUCUCCGGCUGGGGGCGCAUGGCCAACCAUGAACCUGCUGAGAUCUUGCAAUUCCUGCAAGUCAGAAUCAUUCCGAAUACACUGUGCGAAUCAUUGUGGAACAAGGAACUAGUGGGGGAAAAGAAACUAAUAUUGGACUCAUUUCUGUGCGUUAACACGCAUCGCGGUAUGCCCUGUGUCGGCGAUUCGGGCGGUCCGCUGGUUCUGGAUGAUGGCUCUAAUGUUGUGGUGGGUGUCGUCUCGCAUGGCUACGAUUCCGAAUGUAAGAGACCUGUACCGGAUGUAUUCAUGCGCGUCUCAUCGUUUCUGGAUUGGAUUGAACAGCACACGGGUGGACUUACAAAGCAUUAAAUUAUGGAAAUUUUCAGCUUUACCUAAAUAUGUGAAACAACUUUCUUAUAGUAGACAAUUAUAUAUUUUUUAGAGUAGAAUGAUUGCCAUAACAGAUCGAACACUCCCGACUAUCUUGAAUAAAUCUUCAUAAAAAUCCAAGCCUUCACAGCAGACAACAGCUCCAGUCUUCACACACACUUAAAUAAAGUAGUUUUCAUUAUAGAUUUCUUUUCAAA